This is a messenger RNA of Sebastes umbrosus (honeycomb rockfish), 844 nucleotides long. RefSeq names its product HESX homeobox 1 (gene hesx1). Gene Ontology annotation, biological process: pituitary gland development; regulation of transcription by RNA polymerase II; forebrain development. The transcript is spliced from 4 exons. Lineage: Eukaryota; Metazoa; Chordata; Actinopteri; Perciformes; Sebastidae. Gene Ontology annotation, molecular function: DNA-binding transcription repressor activity, RNA polymerase II-specific; RNA polymerase II cis-regulatory region sequence-specific DNA binding. Bases 1 to 573 code for a protein of 190 amino acids. The record is from RefSeq and is a predicted model, not a curated record. Gene Ontology annotation, cellular component: nucleus.
AUGGCGUCCACUCCUGUGACAGCAGAACGCAGGCCGGCGUUCUUCAUCGAGCAGAUUCUGGGUUUGGAGCUGGAGAGACCUGGAACCUGCCUGAAACUCCACCGACCCUGGACAGAGAAGGAGAACAGAGGCAACAGUAUGUGCUCCAAACAACAUCAUCAUCACCAUCAUCAUCAUCAUCAUCCUCAUCCUCAUCCUCAGCAGCUGAACUCUCCCAGCCCGACAUCAAACUGGUACAUCGGACGCAGACCACGCACUGCCUUCACCACCAGCCAGGUGAGCGUCCUGGAGACGGUGUUCCUGGUGAACUGUUACCCAGGUAUCCAGCUGAGGGAGCAGCUGGCAGGAAGACUCGAUCUGGACGAGGACAGAAUACAGAUCUGGUUUCAGAACCGGCGGGCCAAGCUGAGGCGUUCCCUCAGAGAAACCCGUCUGCAGCUGGUUCAGACGGCCGUGGCUGACCUCGGGGUCAGAGGUCAACUGAAGGUCGAGAGCGAUGCGCGAGGUGACCUGGAGCUCGCCCAGCGACUCGCCUCUCGUCUGCAGUUUGAGGUGGAGGAAGAAGAGGAGUGACGCUGAUGAACUCGUCCAGUUAUUUAUCAUUUUCUACCAGCUUCUGUCUUCUUCUUCUUCCCUCCUCCCAAAUUGUCAUGACAAACACAACCGUGGAAAACAAAUGAAAGUCACAGUUUGCUUCCAAACCCGACACAGGAUUUAACGUUUACACAAAAACAGGUUCCUUUAUACUGAAAGUAUGUCGUCUGUUGUCUUGAAGAUCAAACUUUGUUAUGAGAUCUGCUCUGGAUCAGGUUGUAAUGUUAAGUGUCUUAAUAUGUGUAUAUGG